GCGGGCCAAUCAGACCGCACGGACUGCGCUUUCCUGAACGGCCGCAGCCGGAGCGGAAAGGUGGUCGCGGUCUCUCGUGGUCUCGGGCGGUUUUUAAGCGUUCGUGCCCCCCGCUUGCCACGUUCCGUCUUUUGGCUCCCACGAUGUCAAUGUACCAGGUAAAGCCCUAUCAUGGGGGCAGCGCAUCACUCCGUGUAGAGCUUCCCACCUGCAUGUACCGGCUCCCCAACGUGCACGGCAGGACAGGCAGCCCCGCGCCGGACGCAGGCCACGUGCAGGAAGAGUCUGACCCAUCUCUCCAAGCUCUCGAGUCCCGCCAAGAUGAUAUUUUAAAACGUCUGUACGAAUUGAAAGCUGCAGUUGAUGGCCUCUCCAAGAUGAUUCAGACACCAGAUGCAGAUGUGGACGUAACCAACAUAAUACAGGCUGAUGAGCCUGCUGCUUUCUCGACCGGCACAUUGGAUUUAAAUUCGGUGCUCGGAAAGGAUUACGGGGCUCUGAAAGACAUCGUGAUCAAUGCAAACCCUGCCUCCCCUCCCCUGUCCCUGCUCGUGCUGCACAGGCUGCUGUGUGACCACUACAGGGUCCUGUCCACCGUCCACACACACUCUGCAGUCAAGAGCGUGCCAGAAAACCUCCUGAAGUGCUUUGGCGAGCAGACUAAAAACCAGCCCCGUCACGAGUAUCAGCUGGGUUUUACUCUGAUUUGGAAGAAUGUGCCGAAGACUCAGAUGAAGUUCAGCGUCCAAACAAUGUGUCCCAUCGAAGGAGAAGGGAACAUUGCACGUUUUUUGUUCUCUCUGUUUGGCCAGAAGCAGAAUGCUGUAAAUUUGACCCUCAUAGAUAGCUGGGUAGAUAUAGCUAUCUUUCAGCUGAAAGAGGGAAGCAGUAAAGAAAAAGCUGCUGUGUUCCGCUCCAUGAACUCUGCUCUUGGGAAGAGCCCCUGGCUUGUUGGGAAUGAACUCACUGUGGCAGAUGUUGUGUUAUGGUCUGUGCUCCAGCAGACGGGAGGCUGCAACGUGACAGUGCCAGCCAAUGUGCAGAAGUGGAUGAGGGCAUGUGAGAACCUGGCCCCUUUCAACACUGCCCUCAAGCUCCUUAAGUGAAGUUUAAUAACUGUAUAAAAGGUUGACUUCGAGAAUGGUGCUGUUUCACGUGUAUUGUGGGUAAAGGAACUUGUACUAAAAUCGGUCUAUCUGGGCCAGUUGCCUAGAAUCAAUAAAGGCAUCAAAUAAUU
Molecule: messenger RNA, 1237 nt
Organism: Nyctereutes procyonoides (raccoon dog)
Lineage: Eukaryota; Metazoa; Chordata; Mammalia; Carnivora; Canidae
Gene: AIMP2
Product: aminoacyl tRNA synthetase complex interacting multifunctional protein 2
Exons: 4
Coding region: 144-1106 (320 amino acids)
Cellular component (GO): aminoacyl-tRNA synthetase multienzyme complex
Source: RefSeq, a predicted model, not a curated record